This is a messenger RNA of Onychomys torridus (southern grasshopper mouse), 2472 nucleotides long. RefSeq names its product chymotrypsin like (gene Ctrl). The transcript is spliced from 7 exons. Gene Ontology annotation, biological process: proteolysis. Gene Ontology annotation, molecular function: serine-type endopeptidase activity. Lineage: Eukaryota; Metazoa; Chordata; Mammalia; Rodentia; Cricetidae. The coding region runs from base 1615 to 2409 and encodes 264 amino acids. The record is from RefSeq and is a predicted model, not a curated record.
AAGGCCCUGGGUUCGAUCCUCAGCUCAAAAAAAAAAAAAAAAAGACCCCCAUGGACAGCCCUUACUCAGAGCCUUUCCCUGGCUUGUCAGUGACCCCCUAUUGCCACCAGGUCCACUCUGGGCCCUAAGAGAGCUAAAAUGCUAUUGAAUACAGCAACUAUUUCCUGACUCAAAGGGCAAGUUCUCACCAAGCACCCCUCAUCCACCUACAGUGCCUCUACUUAUGACACCCCUCAAAUAACCAGGCAUGUGUGAGCCACUGGUGAAAGCUGGGCCCUAUCUGCACCUGUGGGGUUGUGGUCAGGGAGAGUGACUCCAAAUUCUCUGGGCUGAAAGGGGUCGUGGACUCAUGGGAAGAUGACACAUUUAACAAGAAACCUUCGCUAAGCACCCACUGAGUGCCAGGCCCACUGGGUGCUGGUGGGAACAUCCUGCCCUGAGUAGCUGUGCCCUACUGCGGCUUCAGAACAGGUAAGUCCCAUUCUCCAGAGAGGUUCUCGUCCAGGCUGGACAACCUUGACCUGACUGUGUGUUCCCUAAUAAUUUAUUAUGAAAAAUUUUAUGUACAAUUAUAAAGUUGAGGGAAUUGUUCACUAAACAUCCAUAUGUCCACCAGAAUUUCUAAUUCAUAUUUUGUUGUAUUUGAUCUUAUGUCUGUCCAUUCCUUUAUUCGCCCAUUCACUUGUUUCACUUUUUAGACUUGGAUAUUAUUUUUUAAUUUUUUUUAUUUGACAUUUAUUUAUUCUACAUCCCGACCCAGUUUCCCUUCCCUCUUCUUCCAGUCCCUCCUCUAGACUGAGGCAAUCAAAACCUUUGACAUCCUAGAAAAAUUCAAGCCAACUCACCUUUUACAACUCCGCACCUCCCCUCCACUGAUUAGGCUCAGCCUGGAGCUCAGUAACAAACGCACUGUGGACAGUUGGCAAUCUGAGGUCUAGAAACAGAUUUCACGGCUGUCACUUCUCUACUUCCAACUUCAGUCCAGUCUGUCAGUCACAGAGGGCUCACUCACACUUACAGUGAUGUAGGUCUUAGAGGGUUUGGGCCCCAUCCCACCUCAUGCUGGUAAGACAGUCAGCAUCUCCGAGCAAACCUCUGACUCCUGUUCCAUACUGAUGAGAAAUCUGAGAUCGUGUCUGUUAGGAUUCACAACCUGCCAGGCCCUGCAUCCCUGGCCUUCACAGCAGAGGUGGCCACAUCUGGCCAUUCUUAGCACCAAUCAUAAUACCUUUAUGUUCUGAGCAGGCUUCUCUGGGAGUCCAGUACUCCUGAUAGCCCUGGGAAACUUCAUAGGUCCCAGCCACCAGUUUGACACUUUAGACAUAGUUCAGCCAUAUGUCUUGGUACCCAGUGACCAACACUUGGGGUAGCAGGUGAGUCAGAAAGCCAAUAGGAAGCCAAAGCUUGGGGAGCCACCUCCCCAAGGUGAGAGCCUCACACCUGGAUACUUGAUAAUUCCAAGGACUUUGGCCUAAGAAGACCUCUUCUAGGCAGGUGUGGGAGUGUGCUAAGACCACACAGCUGGUCAAGUUUCAAGCCCAAGGCUUCUGCCCAAGGACAAGGAUACCCAUAAAUAAAGCUAGGCCCUCUCAACCGCAUUCAUUAUCCCCCACAAUGUUACUGCUCAGCCUAACCCUUAGCCUGGUCCUCCUUGGCUCCUCCUGGGGCUGUGGUGUUCCUGCCAUCACACCUGCCUUGAGCUACAACCAGAGGAUUGUCAAUGGGGAGAACGCAGUGUCAGGCUCCUGGCCCUGGCAGGUGUCUCUGCAGGAAAGCAACGGCUACCACUUUUGUGGCGGUUCCCUCAUCAGCCCGAACUGGGUAGUCACUGCUGCCCACUGCCAAGUCACUCCCGGGCGACACUUCGUUGUUUUGGGAGAGUAUGACCGAUCUUCUAAUGUCGAACCUGUGCAAGUACUGUCCAUCGCGAAGGCCAUUACACACCCUAGCUGGAACCCCACCACUAUGAACAAUGAUGUGACACUCUUGAAGCUCGCCUCACCAGCCCAGUACACAAAACGCAUCUCACCAGUCUGCCUGGCUUCCCCAAAUGAGGCGCUGCCUGCAGGCAUCACCUGUGUCACCACUGGCUGGGGCCGCACCAGUGGUGUGGGUAAUGUGACACCAGCACGUCUGCAGCAGGUAGUCCUACCCCUGGUCACUGUGAAUCAGUGUCGGCAGUACUGGGGUUCGAGAAUCACUGAUUCCAUGAUAUGUGCAGGUGGCUCAGGUGCCUCCUCAUGCCAGGGUGACUCAGGAGGCCCUCUUGUCUGCCAGAAAGGAAACACCUGGGUGCUGAUUGGUAUCGUCUCCUGGGGCACUCAGAACUGCAAUGUGCAAGCACCAGCCAUGUACACUCGAGUUAGCAAGUUCAACACCUGGAUCAACCAGGUCAUGGCCUAUAACUAAACUGACCACAGGUCCUUUUCCCCCUCUCAAUCCAAUAAAGACACCAGACUCAGUUCUCUCGUG